Molecule: messenger RNA, 1864 nt
Organism: Paramecium sonneborni
Lineage: Eukaryota; Ciliophora; Oligohymenophorea; Peniculida; Parameciidae
Source: the annotation of a GenBank genome assembly
AUGAAACCCUCACGUAUACCUGUUAGAGCAUUUGGUAAUGCAGUUUAUUAACAACCUAUUGAAUAGCGUCAAUUAAGACCUUCUUCAAUUUAAUAAACAUUGGAACCAAGAUAAAUUAUGAGAUGUGUUUCUUAAGAAUAAAAAUUACCUUAUCAACCUAUUUAAUAUAUUUAAUAUCCAUAAUAGUAAAGGUAUUCUAAUCUAUUAAUUUUUAUUUUUAGAGGUUCAAGUCCACCAAUCAGAAAAUCAUUAUAAGAGACUGUCGCCUUUUAUUAAUAAUAAUAAUACUAAUAAAGUGUACCCUUAAAAACUGAAUAAUUAAACAAAGCAUCCUUAAUUUAAGAACUUAAUAAAGUAUAAUCUUAAACUUAAUUCAAUAAUAUGUCUUAGUAAGAUGAUAAUAAUCAGUCAAACAUUAUUAAACAAUAAAAUGAAUAAAUUUAACAACUAUAAACUUAAUUAUCUGAGAAAGUUCAUCAACAUUAAUAAUUGUAAGAAAGAUUUAAUGUUGAAUUCAGAAAGUUUUAGGAAGAUCUCAGACAUAAAUUAACCAAUAUUGAUCUUAAUAUUACAUAGAAUGAUUAUACUUAAUAAUUUAUGUUAGAAAUUGAUAGGAAAGUCACAAAUCUAUAGAACAAUCUUAAUGAAUAGAUUAAAGAACUCUAAGAAAAUUUUGAUAUCAAAACUAAAUAAAGUGAACAUUUAGUUAAAAACUUAUCUUCUAAUACAUCUUUAAGAUUGAAUGAAGAUGAAUAACAUUUUAAAUAAGAAAUCGAAAAUUUAAAUAAUAAACUCAAUUCUAAAGCAGAUAGAUAAAAAGUAGAAUAAACUAUUUAAGUAUAAAUUACUUAAUUACAAAAUUAAUACUAAUUACAAUUAUAAUAAGCUCAUUAAUUAUUAAAUAAAAUAAAUAAUGAAAAGAGUGAUGAAUUAUAAUCAAUCAAAAAUUAAAUACAAAAUACUUUAUUACAUUUAACAUAGUAAGUUAAUUAAAAAUUAUAAAAUAUGUAUGAUACAAUAAAUGAACGAGAUUAAGAAAACAAUAAUCAUAAAUAAGAAAGUAAAUAAUUGAAUUAGAAUUUUAUGAAUUUGAAUAGCAAAUUUUAGUAAUUAUAAUAAUAAUCUAUAAAAACUAUUACAUAAUUAAAGUAGAAGAAUAAAUAGAUCGAAAAAGAAAAUCAAGAUUUAAGUAAAUAAUUAACUUAAUAAUAAUUUUUGGUUACUUAAUUUUAAUCUGAAAUAACUAAAUUGAAAAAUACUAAUUCUUAAUUGACUUUAUAAUUGUCUCCAUAAGCAAAAUAAAAUAGUUUUUUUUCUACUUCUACAGCUGUAGCAAAUUAGAAGUCAAAAAAACAAUUAAGUAUUGUUAAAAAGAAAAAUGAAAUUAGUUUGGAUGAUUUUGCAGAUUUCAAUGAAAAUUCAUUAUUAGAUUCAAAUGAAAGUUUUGAAAUAAAUGAAACAUGUGGUUUUAGUAAGACAUAAAAAACCCCUUAGAUAGGAGAAUUCUAAAGUCCUCCUAGAAAUCCCUUUAAAAAAUCUUAAAUAUAGAAUUAUAACAAAAUUUUAAAUGAUGAUCAUAGUGGUCAAGUAUCAUGUAAAAGUAGAGGUAAAUCAGCACCAUUACCUAUGAUUAAUGCCUUAACAAAAGCAAUAAAGAGAAGUAUAUCAUAAUUGAAUUAUUUUAAUAGGAUUACUCUAUCUAGGUAAAAAUGAUAGAGUAUUAACAUGUUCUUACAAUUCAGAGAAACAUUUGAUUGAUAGUGAUAUGGGAUUAUGCUUAUUAGAUGAAAAUGGCUCUCCAUUCAUUGUUAGUGAACAAGAAAAGAACUAAUUGAUUCAAAUGAAGUUGAUUAGAAUAAGCUGA